Molecule: messenger RNA, 6183 nt
Organism: Cololabis saira (Pacific saury)
Lineage: Eukaryota; Metazoa; Chordata; Actinopteri; Beloniformes; Belonidae
Gene: wdr47a
Product: WD repeat domain 47a
Exons: 17
Coding region: 157-2907 (916 amino acids)
Molecular function (GO): protein binding
Source: RefSeq, a predicted model, not a curated record
UCCAGCAAGGAGGGGACACACGCACUGAGGAGGGGCCGUCAACACCAACAGCACCGGCCCUGACACCGAGGGUUCCCGCAGCAGCAGCAGCAGCAGCAGCAGCAGCGUGGACGGCGUUUCAAUCCCAUGUAUUGUUAGAACCAGCCCGUCGUCAUCAUGACAGCGGAAGAGACCAUAAACGUGAAGGAGGUGGAGAUGAUUAAAGUGAUACUAGACUUUCUUAACUCCAAGAAGCUGCACAUUAGCAUGCUGGCUCUGGAAAAGGAGAGCGGCGUUAUCAACGGGCUCUACUCCGAUGACAUGCUCUUCCUCAGGCAGUUGAUACUCGAUGGCCAGUGGGAUGAGGUGUUGCAGUUCAUUCAGCCCUUGGAGUGCAUGGACAAGUUUGACAGAAAAAGGUUUCGUUACAUCGUUCUUAAGCAGAAGUUUCUUGAAGCUCUGUGUGUGAAUAACGCCAUGUCUGCAGAAGACGAGCCGCAGCAUCUGGAGUUUACCAUGCAGGAAGCAGUCAAAUGCCUUCAUGCUCUGGAGGAGUUCUGUCCCUCUAAAGAUGACUACAGCAAGCUGUGUCUGCUCCUCACGCUGCCUCGCCUCACCAACCAUGCUGAGUUCAAGGACUGGAACCCGAGCACAGCCAGGGUGCAGUGUUUUGAAGAGGCCUGCAACAUGGUGGCAGAGUUCAUCCCUGCAGACAGGAAGUUGAGUGAGGCUGGGUUCAAGGCCAGCAGGGAUCGACUUUUCCAGCUGGUUCUUAAAGGAGUCCUCUACGAGUGUUGCGUGGAGUUCUGCCAGAGCAAGGCAACGGGUGAAGAGAUCACGGAAAGUGAAGUCCUCCUGGGUGUUGACAUGCUGUGCGGUAAUGGCUGCGAUGACGUGGACCUGUCCCUGCUCUCCUGGAUGCAGAACCUCACCCACAGCGUUUUCUCCUGCGCUUUUGAACAGAAACAGCUCAACAUCCACGUAGAUCGCUUGGUCAAGCCUGCUAAGACUGGAUAUGCAGAUCUCCUCACCCCGCUCAUCAGUAAACUGUCCCCUUACACCUCCUCCCCGCUCCGCCGCCCCCAGUCUGCUGAUACUUAUAUGUCAAGAUCCUUGAAUCCAGCGCUGGAUGGGUUGUCCAGCGGGCUGUCCGGGCAGGAUAAGAGAGCAAGUGGUGGGGAGACGGCGCCGGGUAAAGGGUUCUCUCCCAUGUCUCACUCAUUUGCCAACUUUCAUUACCCUGGAGCAGGAGGGCAGAGCCUGAGCAGGAGCCUCAUGAUGGAGAGCUCCGACUGCCACAGCAUCUUUGAGGAAUCCCCUGAAACGUCCAGGACAGACACACCUGUGGACAAAAUGUUGAGCUCAGGUGGAGCUCAGAGCGUGCGUCCCGCCUCAGCGCCGGGGGAGGAUGCUCCAUCAGCUGGCGGUGCUGACAGGAAUGAGCUUCGUGACUCAACAGAGAAGUAUGAGGAGUUUUAUCGCCAGCGUCUUCGUGUGCAGCAGCACCUGGAACAGAAACAGCAGCAGAAACAAAUGUACCAGCAGAUGCUGCUGGAGGGAGGGGUCCAGACGGAGCCCCCGCCCAGCAAUAUGCAGCACAGCCUCACAGAGAAGUUCCUCAACAGGUCCAUCCAAAAGCUGGAGGAACUCAAUGUGGGGAUGGAGAAUUUAGGAGAGGAGGUGAAGUCUCUGGCCCAGCAGUGCAACGGCACGGGGAACACAGACGCCUCUGAGGACAAUAACAACCCUCCCUCUGUGAGUCCAGAGCAGAGCCACUCCCGAGAGGGAGGGAUGCUCAGCAGCACCCCGCACCGGGCUGCUGGGGGGCAGCUGGUCCCGCCUCCAGAUGAGUCCCCCGUUGCCUUGCAGAGUGAGGAGAAACCAAAAGGAGAUCAACAAGGGGAAUCUCCUGGCUCUCUGUCCCGGAGUACAGAGGACGAUAAACCAAAAGACAUGUUUGUACCAGUGCAUUCUCUGGAGGACACCCAGGCUGUCCGAGCGGUUGCGUUUCACCCGUCUGGAACUUUGUACGCGGUCGGAUCCAACUCCAAAACCCUGCGUGUGUGCGCUUAUCCAGAAAUCCUGGAUACCAGUGGUUCAGGUCCAGUUAAACAGCCAGUUGUUCGUUUCAAGAGGAACAAACACCACAAAGGCUCCAUCUACUGCGUUGCCUGGAGCCACUGUGGGCAGCUGCUGGCCACAGGCUCCAAUGACAAAUACGUCAAAGUCCUCCCGUUCAGUGCAGAGACGUGCAAUGCCACAGGUCCAGACCUGGAGUUCAGCAUGCAUGAUGGUACCAUUAGGGACUUGGCCUUCAUGGAGGGGCCAGAAAGCGGAGGAGCCAUCUUGAUAAGCGCUGGAGCAGGAGACUGUAACAUCUACACCACCGACUGCCAGAGAGGGCAGGGGCUGCACGCCCUCAGUGGACACACAGGUCACAUUCUGUCUCUGUACACGUGGGGAGGUUGGAUGAUUGCUUCUGGUUCUCAAGACAAGACGGUGCGUUUCUGGGAUCUGAGGGUCCCCAGCUGCGUGCGAGUAGUGGGAACUGCUUUUCAUGGCUCAGGCAGCCCGGUUGCCUCGGUUGCAGUCGAUCCUAGUGGUCGUCUCUUAGCAACAGGACAGGAAGACAGCGCAUGCAUGCUGUACGACAUCAGAGGAGGACGCAUCGUCCAGGUGUACAGGCCACACAGCAGCGACGUUCGCUCUGUUAGGUUUUCUCCAGGAGCUCACUACCUGCUCACCGGUUCCUAUGACACAAAAGUCAUAGUCAGCAACCUUCAAGGUGACCUGACCAAACAGCUGCCUCUGACUGUAGUAGGAGAGCACGGCGACAAGGUGAUUCAGUGUCGAUGGCACACACAAGACCUGUCUUUCCUCUCAUCUUCUGCUGACCGCACUGUCACACUGUGGACCCACAACCCUUAACGCACAGAUGCACAGAUAAACGGAAGCUGGAAUCUGAAAGAUGCACAUUCUCCUGAAACAUAGAUGCUCCUCCCUAUUAACACUGUCAUUACUUUUCAUCACACUUUAGUCCCAAAAACACACACUAACACACCCUUGCAGGUAUUUUAGCAGGUAAAUGAGCCUUUCCCUCCUGUCCGUUGAAAAUCAAAUGGGUAAAAACUCGGGACACAUCAGAAGCACAUGUUGCAUGUUCUGCUCUCACACUUGUGAGCCUGAUUGUUGUCAUACUGAGGUGUACAAUAGCUCAACAAUUCAUUAUUCCUACUUCAUUCCCUAGUCAUAUUAUAUUUAAACUUUUUUCAUACCCCAGUCAACUGCUGCACAUCCUUUUUUUUUUUUUUUUAAUAGAGUUUUGCAGGUUUGACAGGACAGGAGUGUUGUCAUGAUGGUGCCUUCCUUGUGUUUCCAUAGCAAAAAUGAUACUAUUAGUCAUUUUACAUAAUCAGAUUUUAAGUUAUUUUUUCAAAGAAAUUGUACAUUCCAUCUUUUGCAUAUCAUUUUUUCAAAAAUAAUCUAAAGCUGCUAUUGUUAAGGAAAAGAAAAGCAGAUAUAAACUAUAAUUUUCAGUGUGUCAGUAGCUCUUGCUGCCUGGAGCUGAAUCUGUUCUCACUGCUUCACUUUCUGCCCCUUCAGUCAAAUGUUGCUGUAUAUGCUGCAUUGCUCCAACGUAUAAAUUAGCUGGUGCAUUUAUUUUAAAUGUGAUUUGAUCCUUUUCUUUUUGGCUGCUGCUGUUAUUCAUUUGCAGUGGCUUGAUUACAAUGGCCUGUUGUAUCAGCAUCAAAGGGAGAUAUUAUUUCAGCACCCUGAUAUUCGUGUUGGGAUUUUAUUCAGUGGACACAAGGAUUGGGUUUGUCUCCUGCUGUCGUUAUAACAGUAGGUGGCAGUCUUUGCCUGAUAAGGCUCCAAGUGAAUGCACAAGAAAAUCUGGAUACAAGCACGGGUGUUUUGAGGUUUAUUUAAAACCAGUUUUCAGGGCAUUUUUCAUUAUUUUACAUGUGCACUUUGUUUUUUAACAUUGUCUAAUGCUAACUAACUUACAAACAUGCAUAUUUAAGUUUUUUUAUGUUAAUGUAUAGUAUAUUCUCUUCAGAAAUGAGGCCAAACUAAUACGUACAUAGAUGUAUUUAUUUCAGUUGUGUUUAUGUAUGUACAGUUAAUUGCUUUUGAAAUGAUAGUGGAUCUUGUAUUAAGCCUUUCUAAUUGGUGUUUUUAAAAAAAAGUGACAAACUAAAGCUAACUUAAGUCUGAGUGCUGGUACGUUCAAUAAAACCUUUUACAAAAAAAAGUUUCUUGCCUUGUUAAAAUAAGAACUUAACAUUGAGCGUUUAGUCACAACAGGACGCCUCCUUGAACUAGUUUUAUUUCUGACAUCACUCAGAAAGCAUACAAAAGGGUCUUUACAUGGCUUAAAUUAAUUAUUUUUAUACGUUUGCGCAAAAUACCUUUUAUUUCUUUUAGCCAUCAUUUUUCUCAAACACAAAAAUGUUGCAUAUGAGCAAAACACACGAGUGCUACAUCUACAUGUUAUUUCAAAGUGUUGGGACGGCAGACAACAGAAUCACAUUAAGUAUAAUAUAUACAACCGCAGCUGUGUAUUGAAAAAUACAUUUGGAAUUAAAAGAAAAAAUGUAUCCAGUAUACAAUCAUUAAAAACAACUUCUUUUUUUAAAAUAUCCCUGAUUCUGCUGUGACUGUUAGUCUCCAAGUUGAGUGAAACAAGUGUUUGUUAAACUGAGAUGAUAUUUUUCCCCAUCCUGUACUGUACAUUUACUGCCGAUGGUGCUUUGUUUUGUCCAACGGGACUAAUGUUAUUAGUUACAAGUAUUCUCAGUGACUUAGUCAGCCACAAUGCUGUUCAACAUUUCAUGAAAUUUAAAAGGAAAGGCAUGCGCCUGUAAGUGCUUUGUUCAGCUGGAGCUGGAGCUGGAGGUUGAUCUGGCUGCAGAAGGCAGGGUGACACGUUGCUCGUCCAUUCUUUUGGCUUGAGAGCGCAUAAUGAGGCUGAAGAAGUCCUCGUCGGGCACAGUGGGUCCUCGGACUGGGGGAGGCGGAGGGGCGCAGCGCUGGUCGUCUAAUCGUGAACCCUGAGAGGAGGAUGAUGAAAAAGAAGCAUUAACAACACAGUUUUUGAGUGUUAAAUUGAGUCUUUGCCUCUUGAUGUCCAUGAAACAGAAGUUAACCAACUGUAGUCUUUAUUCACCGUUUCAAGGCAUAAACUUUGUUAUGCGGAUGAUACUCAGCUAUACCUAUCCAUGAAACCGGACGAGAGCUAUAAACUACAAACAUGUUGUAAUGGAAUAAAGAUCUACAUGAAACUGAGGUUUUUGUCUUUGGAUAUUAGCACCUCAGAAAUUGACUGAAUAAUUUGGCAACUCUGAAUGGCACGAAGUGUGAAGAAGUGUGAUGUUUAAAAUUUUUUUUUUUUUUUUUUUUUUUAAAUCAGGAUUUAUCUUGUAAAAGCAAAGUAUUGACCUUCAUUUUAUUGUAAAAAUAAAGAGUGAUGCAGAAAACUAGUACCGGUACACGUAUUUGUUGCUUCAAGAUUUGACCUCUACAACUCCAACUGCUGAUUUAAAAAAAUGUAAUCUAGGCUUCCCCUCAUUGGGAAAUGUCCUCUCCUCACAUAUGGCCCUUUAGGACCCUGGGAUGAUAAGGAACUGGUGGUUCCACAUCCUCCCAUCAUGGCAUUAGGGCUGUGGUUCCAAGAGUUUCUAAUGGGAGGCAGAGUCUGGACUUAUCAGGUUCCCCUCUAGUAGAACCAGCUCCCAGUUAAGAGUUAAAGAUUCGGCUUCAAACUUUUCUAUUUGAUAAAGCUUACACUUGGCCACAACUUCAUUGAUGACAUGUAUAAACUCUUCUUGUAUGUAAUGUAUAUAUAUAUGCAAGUGAUUUUUGUUUUCUUGUGUUCUGUGUAAAUUAUGUCUGAGCGCUGGUGAUGGCAUCACAUUAAAUUUCAAUUUUGGACUGGAAUUGUUGUGAAUUUAAUUGAUAUGUUCUGAUCAGGUACCUGGCACUUGACAAGCAUAUCGAAGAAGUCGUCAUCAGGCUCAGCGUUGUCAGCGUUGGCCAUCAGGUGGCUGAGUACUGCCUGGUUGUUGCUCUGAUUGAGCCUGAGGCCGGGCAGGCUCCCUCCUGCUGCCGAGGACUCCUCUAACCGCCGGCAUGAUGCGCCCGAGAUAUUGACGGACUCUGACACAGCUGCAGAUUCAGAUCAAAUAAAAUGUAUAAACAAAU